Momordica charantia (bitter melon) is the source of this 2494-nucleotide messenger RNA. It is a transcript of the gene ABCG11, whose product is annotated as white-brown complex-like protein. Gene Ontology annotation, molecular function: ATP hydrolysis activity; ATP binding; ABC-type transporter activity. NCBI's taxonomy places the organism in Eukaryota, Viridiplantae, Streptophyta, Magnoliopsida, Cucurbitales, Cucurbitaceae. Gene Ontology annotation, cellular component: membrane. The record is from RefSeq and is a predicted model, not a curated record.
CGAGAGAAAAGUUGAGUUGGGUUAUAUUAAGAAUUAGAAAAAUGUCACUGUUCCGCCAUGGAAGGUAGGAGAAAGCUGUCGGGGUUGGCAAUCAAUGCCCCCACCAACAUCUACCAGUUCCCAUUAAUUACGCCUCCUUCACCCUCAAAUCUCAUCCCCCGAAAUUUCCACCCAUCAUACGAUUCGCGAGCUUCAGAUUCUUUCCAAGGCUCAAUCCGCAUGUUUUCGCCGCUUUUUCUUCUCCCCCGAAUCUUCUCAGUCCAACUCACGCACUUCCCAUUUCUUCCGUAUUGAUAUUUAUACAUACUUGUUGGCCGGGAAAACAGAGGGCGGCGGCGAUGGAGAUCGAGGCGAGCAAGGCGGCGGCUGGAGGAGUGGGGUUGAGUCCUUUGAGCGAGACGCUAUGGCGGGAGAAGGCGAAAACGGAGAUCGUUAGGGAUGUAUCGGCGAGGCUGACUUGGAAGGAUCUGACGGUGAUGGUGAGUUUGAGCAACGGAGAAGUUCAGAAUGUUUUGGAGAAAUUGACUGGUUAUGCUGAGCCUGGAACUUUCACUGCUCUAAUGGGGCCUUCUGGUUCCGGCAAAUCCACGCUCCUCGACGCUCUCUCCAGCCGCCUGGCCGCUAAUGCCUUCCUCUCCGGUACCAUUCUCCUCAAUGGCCGCAAAACUAAGCUCUCCUUCGGCGCUGCGGCGUACGUGACGCAAGACGACAAUUUAAUCGGGACAUUGACGGUGCGGGAGACGGUAGCCUACUCGGCGAGGCUUCGUCUCCCCGAUAAGAUGCGAUGGUCGGAGAAACGCGCUUUGAUCGAGAGCACCAUUAUCGAGAUGGGCCUGCAAGAUUGCGCAGAUACGGUCAUCGGGAACUGGCAUCUGCGCGGAAUCAGCGGUGGCGAGAAGCGGCGGGUCAGUAUCGCCAUUGAGAUUCUGAUGAGACCUCGAUUGCUCUUCCUCGAUGAACCCACCAGCGGACUCGACAGUGCUUCCGCGUUCUUCGUGACUCAAACGCUGCGAGCUCUAUCGAGGGAUGGAAGAACGGUCAUCGCUUCUAUUCAUCAGCCGAGCAGUGAAGUUUUUGAACUGUUUGAUCAACUUUACUUGCUUUCGGGAGGGAAAACUGUGUAUUUCGGUCAAGCUUCAGAGGCUUAUGAGUUCUUUGCUCAAGCUGGCUUUCCCUGCCCUGCUUUGAGGAACCCUUCCGACCAUUUUCUUAGAUGCAUCAAUUCAGACUUUGAUAAAGUCAAGGCCACACUCAAAGGUUCUAUGAAACUAAGGUUUGAAUCUAGUGAUGACCCUUUGGAGAGGAUCAGCACAGCGGAAGCAAUUCGAACUCUUAUCGACUUCUAUCGUUCAUCACAACACUGCUAUGCAGCAAGAGAAAAAGUUGAGGAGAUAUCAAAAUUUAAAGGAACCGUGUUAGAUUCGGGAGGGAGUGAAGCUAGUUUCUUUAUGCAGGCCUUUACAUUAACUAAGCGUUCCUUUGUCAACAUGUCGAGGGACUUCGGAUAUUACUGGCUCAGGCUUGUAAUUUAUGUUGUAGUAACGAUCUGCAUCGGAACCAUCUAUCUCAAUGUUGGGACAGGCUAUAACUCCAUUCUGGCAAGGGGAUCUUGUGCGUCUUUCGUCUUUGGUUUUGUUACAUUCAUGUCGAUUGGAGGAUUUCCUUCAUUUGCAGAGGAUAUGAAGGUUUUCCAUAGGGAGAGAUUGAAUGGUCAUUAUGGAGUUGGUUCGUUUGUCAUCAGUAACACAAUCUCAGCGAUGCCGUAUCUUAUUCUCAUCACCUUCCUUUCUGGAACUAUAUGUUACUUCAUGGUUCGCCUCCAUCCCGGCUUUGAGCAUUAUCUGUUCUUCGUGCUGUGCCUUUACGCGAGUGUCACUGUAGUUGAGAGCUUGAUGAUGGCAAUUGCCAGUGUUGUCCCCAACUUCCUUAUGGGCAUUAUCAUUGGUGCUGGAAUUCAGGGUAUUUUCAUGCUGGUUUCUGGAUACUUUAGGCUACCGAACGACAUUCCGAAGCCAUUCUGGCGGUAUCCGAUGUCAUAUAUCAGCUUCCAUUUCUGGGCUUUGCAGGGUCAGUACCAGAACGAUCUACUAGGACUGCUGUUUGAUAACCAGACGCCAGAUCUUCCAAAGUUACCGGGCGAGUACAUCCUACGAGUGGUGUUUCAGAUCGACUUGAACCGAUCGAAAUGGGUGAACCUCAGUGUCCUUUUCAGCAUGAUAGUAAUCUACCGCAUCAUCUUCGUCAUCACGAUCAAGAUCAACGAAGACGUGACUCCCUGGAUAAGAGGAUACAUCGCAAGGAGAAGAAUGCAGCAGAAAAACGGAGUCGUAAACACAACAGUCGCCCCGGAUGGUCUCACUCAGUCCCCUUCCUUGAGGAGUUACGUUGCCAACCGUACGACGAGAACUAGUAGGAGGUAAAAGGCGUUGCAGUUAACGGUAUCAAGUUGGUUAUGAUGUUAAUAUGACAAGAGUUGGCCAGUUUUAGUCUAGUG